Diatraea saccharalis (sugarcane borer) is the source of this 3128-nucleotide messenger RNA. NCBI's taxonomy places the organism in Eukaryota, Metazoa, Arthropoda, Insecta, Lepidoptera, Crambidae. The record is from the annotation of a GenBank genome assembly.
ACGCCAGUCAAUGCGCCGGCGUCGCCACCGACGCACGCGUCAUGCUGCUUGAUCACCUCGCUCAUACCGCCCAAACAGCUCGCCCGGCGAGAUAACUGAAAGCGACAGUGCUAAACAAAGUGCCCCAAUAAACGUGCUCUGAACCAGUGUAUUGUGUAAAGAACUUAGUGCAAAGGUCAGUGUAGAGUGCAACAACCCCACGAAGGACACGCAGGAAUGACGUUCUCUGGAAACAUGAAGGAGAAUAAGCCUCGAACCGUGAAAGACACAUGGGAGUCAGAGCUCGGCUAUGGAUGGUCGCACAGUGGGCGGCGAUGCGCAAGACAUCGACCGCCAGAGUCUACUAUGUCAGUGAGCAGUGACAUCAGGUUCACGAGACGCAAACUGAGCAGGCCCUGCAGAGGAUGUUGCGCUGCGCUCGCUUCCCUCCUCGUAUUGCUUUUGCUGGCUGCUGUUGCUGUUUACCUCGCACAUUUAUAUUUGUUUGGCGACCCAUUGAAUCGUCAGACGUUCCGAGGUUCGUUUGUGGUAGCAUCGUGGCCACAAAACGAAGCGAUACAGGGAAACAUCACUCGGGAGGCAGUAUUGCAGCAAUCGUUUCUCAAUUUAUAUCAAAAUACCGAACUGAGAUCCUGUUUUGUCGCCGCUGAAAUACUGGCAUUAGACAGUGUUGAAAAAGGAGAACGGGUCCAUUUCGAAGUGUCAUUCGAGCCUAUUUUCACUGCAGUUGCGACCAGUGAGGUGGCUUCCAUCUUGGAGCACGAGCUCAGCUCGCCGCGCUUCUUCAACAAUAUCAAUAUCUUUCCAGAAACCCUGCAUAUAGAGGAAAGCUCCAUGAUAUCAUCUUUAGAAUCUGAUGACAGUGAAACUACUUUAGAAGACGCGGCCACCACGGAAGCGAUCACCCUGGAGGUGGAGGAAUUCAGCAAGUGCUACCCACGCACCUUAUCCCUUUGUUCAUAUCUACCCUACAAUUCUACCACAUAUCCUAAUCUCGUAGGACAUACGUCUAAAGAUGCCAUCUUGAAAGAUCUCGUAGCAUUUAGGGAGUUGCUAGAUGCCGAAUGUUCUCAUCUUGCACAAGAUUUUGUUUGCCAAAUGCUGCAGCCGCGUUGUGAACAGGGGCGGCUAGUGAAGCCGUGUCGUGCGUACUGCCACGCGUUCCACGCUGGCUGCGGGGCGCGGCUUCCUGACCGCCUAAAGCCACUAUUCAACUGCUCGCUUCACUUCCCAGAGUAUUUCGGCCCUGGCUCUUGCAUGCCUGAACCUGAUUGCCAUGGUGGGCUGAAUCGUCUGGCGUUGUCCCGUCGGUCGUGCGACGGCGUGCCCGACUGCGCCAGCGCAGAGGACGAGCGCAGCUGCACGCAUUGUGCUGCCGCUGGUGCUGGUGCCCUGCGCUGUGCACUAGACACGCGAUGCUUGCCGCAACACUUGCGCUGCGACGGCACGCCCGAUUGUCCAGACGGCAGCGACGAGACUGGUUGUUUAUGGAUCUCGCGUUCCCUGGCGUGGUGGCGGCGGGAGCGUGGCGAGACGACACUUGGAGCGGUGCGGAGUCGAGCCGGGUAUGCUGUGUGGUCCGAACGUGGCCGAGACGGAAAGAUAUGCGCCACACCUUUCGACAAUGACAAACGAGCUCUCAAGAGUGUCGCUACGUCGCUCUGUAGAGCUAUGAGCUUCAAAGUUGCGACGAAUGUAGAAGUUACACAAGACUUAGAAGAGCUUGGUGACGAAACCCCGGAAUACGUUGAAGUUGUUGAUCCAUUCGCACCGGAGAUAUCAUUCCUCAAGAGCGAAUGUCCAGAACGGAAAAUCAUCAAAAUUGUCUGCGAUCAAUUAGAAUGCGGUGUUCCGUCCGCACGGGGAGUGAGUGCGCGGUCCGGUGUGGAAGGUCUGCCGCGUGCGGCGCGGCCCGGCGACUGGCCGUGGCACGCGGCGUUACUGCGCGCCGGCGUGCACGCGUGCGACGCAGCACUACUUCAUCCCGGCUGGCUUAUCACCACCGCAUCCUGCUUCCAGGGCCAACCGAAUAUAGAAUGGACUGCAAGAUUCGGCACAGUAAGAAUACAAAGCACUACACCGUGGCAGCAGGAGCAGCGGGUCGUGGAGAUCAUUAAUUCGCCAGUAGAAGGCAGUAUGCUAUCUUUAGUGCGUUUGGAGAAACCGGUUGAGAUGACAGAUUUUGUGCGGCCAGUGUGUCUGCCUGAGAACAGUACAAGCUCCGAUGAUAUGGUUUGCAAUACCCUCAGCUGGACUCGUAACCGGGACCAGCUGCAGCGAGUGCACGUUGUCAUUAACCCCAUGAAAACGUGCGAGAACGUCAGCAUUGCCACUGUCAAUGGUAUUUGUUCUGAAAGACUUUAUGACAAAGAUGACUGCGACGAAGAAGAGUAUGCCGGCAGUUCUAUGAUGUGUUUCGAUCAAAAGACUAAACAUUGGUUAUUAGUAGGAGUCAGCGGUUGGAGAAUAGCCUGCACAAAAAUAGGUCUUGGAAGGCCUAGAAUAUAUGAUGCAAUCAGCUCUCAGAUUGACUGGAUCAAACAAACAAUAUUGAACAACCCAAGAUGACCUUCACUCUCAAGUUAAUGAUUUUAUGUUUUCAAAGACUGUAUUGGUUUUAGAGGUUUUAAUUUCUUAGUUUUUAGAGUUAAGUAUAAGAAAUGUACCUACAAAUGAGAAAAAAUAUCAAUUGCAAUAAUGAUAAUUUUGGCAAAAAUAUUAGUCUACAAUUUUUUUUAUACUACUUAUUUCAAUUGUAAGUAAUCAGAGUUGUACAAAUACUAUAAGAAUAAAUUGAAGGUAUAGUAAGUACAUACAUACAUAACUUAAGUAAAUCUUAGAAAAAAAUCUAUGCAACUGUGUUGCAAGCUGUUGUCAAAUAAAUUUAAAAUUUCUCUCACUUAAAUAAGAUAUUCAUAGUUCAAAAUGUUUAUUGUUAUUGUUACAAUGGUCAUAAUAAAAUUUUAUAUAUUGUUAAAUUUCAACAAUUUAAUAAUCUUUUGUAUGUUUAUAAAAAGUAGCCAUAAGUUAAUUUAUUGCAAAUAUGUGUGAUUACUAUGAAAAAUUUUGUGUAAAUAUUAAUGUGUAAGAAAAUUACCAAACUUAUAAACAUACAUAUUUUUAAACCA